GGAGCGCGCGCUCGUAUGUAAAUGAGCGGGCGUGAGGUCAGAGGCAGAUGGAAAAGGGAACAGAAGGAAUGGCCGCCGCGGCUCCCGCUCCUCCUGCCGCCGCCUCCCAGUGCCGGAGCCCCCGCUGCACGGCGGAGCGAAGGGGAGUCCGCCGAGAACUCGACUCCUGGCGGCACCGGCUCAUGCACUGUGUGGGUUUUGAAAGUAUUUUAGAAGGGCUUUAUGGACCAAGGCUACGAAGAGACCUCAGUUUAUUUGAAGACUGUGAGCCAGAAGAGCUAACUGACUGGUCUAUGGAUGAGAAAUGUUCCUUUUGUAAUUUACACAAAGAAACAGCCAGUGAUCGUGCAUCAGUUUUCGGUUCUUCACAGUCAACGCCUACAGAGGAACUGUCAUCUCAGGGCCAGUCCAACACUGAUAAGAUUGAAUGCCAAGCAGAAAACUAUCUAAAUGCACUCUUUCGAAAGAAAGAUCUUCCUCAGAACUGUGAUCCUAACAUUCCCCUAGUUGCUCAGGAAUUAAUGAAAAAAAUGAUCCGUCAGUUUGCGAUUGAGUACAUUUCAAAAAGUAGCAAAAUUCAAGAGAACAGAAAUGGUUCAUCAUUUGAACCAAGUCUGAUGUGUAAAAGUAUCCAAAUGAACCAAACGGAAAACUCCCUUCAGGAAGAACAGGAUAGCCCUCUAGACCUCACUGUGAAUCGAACUCAAGAACAGAAUACUCAGCAAGGGGAUGGAGUGCUAGAUCUCUCUACAAAGAAAAGCGCAAGGUUGGAAGAACCAAAAUAUGAUCCCUUGUGUUCUGAAAACUCAGUGUCUGGUUCAAGCUCAACAGCUGAUGCAAAUUCAGAGGAAACAGCUAAUUUGGAAAAAGGAAAAUCAACAUUAAACAAAGUUUUGGAGUCUUUUUGUUCAUAUCACUGGCAACAGACUUUGGCUAUGUUAAAAUUCCUAUUACAGGAUGAAAAUGUUUCUAUAGUUUGCAGUUGCAAGCAAACACAUUUGGUCCACUCUGAAACUCCCAGUUCCCUUACUGAAGAGGACGUUCACGUUCCAUUUUGCAGUUGCAAUGGACACAUGCUGACAAAAAGGUGCUGUUUACAAAAUCAAAGGCCAAACACUUGUUUACCACCUCUGUCUGUUUGUAUUAAAGAUUUCCAUUCUUUGUCAUGCCAAGCUGUAGCAAUUGGAUGUAUUAAGACAAUGGUGAACAAAGCAUGUAGUUCUCCUAAGUAUUGUGCUGAGCAGUUGCAAAAUUAUAACAGGCAUUCUGUGAAAGCAGCAGCAUGUACAUACUCAGCUAAGGACUGUGACCUCUUAAGCAGCAUUAAAAAUUCAAACAGAUCUCGCAGUCCAUCGCCACCUCCACUAUCACCUGUACACAGUAAAGAAUUUGAAUUGUCAGAAGGAAUGGUUAUGGACUUUCCAACUUUAGACAACAACAAGCUUGAAAUAUCCAUCAACCAGCCUCCAUCCCUCUUGCCAGCUGAAGGAAGCAAAGGAGAGUUUGAGUAUAAGGGUAAAACAUGCGAAGGAAAAGAGAUUGAUUAUUCAGAUGGAGCACUGGGAUCAGCAGACCAGGAAAGCAAUGAUGGUUAUAUGAACUCUGAGAAAGGUGAACAUUCUGCAAUUUUUCAAGAUUUAAUGGACCGCAUUAAUGAGAAGUUGAAAUCAAUAGACACUACAGAUCUAGCCACAAAUCUUGUAAAACUUUCUAGCAGUGACAGGGCACCAGAAAAUGAUGUCAAAUUAGGAGACUUCAUAACUUCUCUUUUGCAUAAUGCUAAGGCAAGUGAUUACAGCUUUAUGGAAUUACUUCGUCAACAUGAUAAACAAGUGGAAAAUAAAAUUAUUCAGACAAGAUUUCGCAAGCGUCAGGAAACUUUAUUUGCAACGUAUAAUUCUCCUGACUCACCAGUCAUUCGACGACAGUCCUUGCAAAUCAAGAGGGAGCUUGCAAGCCUUGAUGAAACUCUUGUACGAAAAAAGUCAAUUUCUGAGAGAAAUGCAAAGAGAUCUACAAAAAAAAUUGAUAAAAUGCAUCCAAGUAAAAGACAUAGUUUUACUGUAAUAGGAGAUGAGACUUUGCAACAUCUUGAAAGUAAUCCAUGCACGAAUUGCCAAACCAAACCAAUGUGCUUUCCAGUACACCAAACAGAGUCUUUCAAUCUACCUCUUACUAAUUUUCAGACCAGCUCCAGCUUUUUAGUUCUUUCAGAAAACAGUGCUAUUGCAGCCAGCCAAGCAAAACUCCCAAAUACACAAGGAGAUUGUGCAACCUUAAAAGAGACUGGUCAGAUUCCUCUGAAGGAUGAGAGUAAUGAAAUCUUGGGUAGAACUAAACGUAACAUUGUGCCUCCUGGGUGGUACUCUGUGUAUGUAACAAACAAUAUCAUGUUUAGAAAGUCAUCCAGUACAAAAAAGUCCUUGAAAAGUUUGGAAAAAAUGAGAAUAAAUAAAAAUCUUCAUGCUGAAAGAUGCAGUGACAUAAAUAUAAGCAAAAUUGUAAGAGACACAAAUCUGCAAGUUGUUGUGGAGCGUUUAGAAGAUACAAUAAACUUAUCCAGGAAGACUAGCAACUCAUUGUUGGAUAGUUACAAAAUGAGCCAAAAAUUAAAAGGCAAUGCUUAUGAACAGGUUAUGAACUCAGCUCCUAGAAGGGGCUUACCUUUCACUCUGAGCGAAAUGGGAUGCACAGGACAAACCUUCCUUCCACAUUCACAUGUGCCAAGCAGCAGUAAAAUCAAAGCAAUUUGUGUUGCAUCAAACACGCAAGAAACUGUUAUAGAUCAAGAAAUUAAUGACGGCCUUUUGAAAUCUCUGACCUUUAACUCAAGCAGUUCAGCUUCCGGUAGCGGGGACUUGCAUGUAACUUCUGAAGCCGGGGAGAUCCCGUCUCCCUUAAACUACUCUAGCCCUAUUAAGCUUAUGUUUGUCUCAGAAGUUAACAGUCAUGAAGGAGUCAAGUACACGUUGACAUCUGCAGCUGCAUCUACUAAGGGAAGCACAGAUCUUUGUUUGUUUCAGGGGCACACAAACGCUUUGUUAGAUAAACAGGCCACAGGUGACCUUUCACAAGCAGUCUGUGUCAAGGGUUGUGAUUGCAGUGAAAAUGAUACUAAGGAGAGGUCAAGCUGCGUUUAUGCAGAAGCUCUUACAAGCUCUUGUCCAGUUGGUCAAAUUAACAUAAAUGACUCAAAAAAAAAUGAUGAAGUUGUGGAGAAAUCAAGCAGUAGCAGUGAAUUAGUUUUCAAAAGAAAACCUGGUAGACCAAAGAAAAUAGGUCCUCAAGUAGUUAAGCAGGUUAAGAGACCAAUUGGACGGCCUCCUAAACCAAAAGUAGACAUGAGUGGAAGCACAAAACCUAAACCUGAACUUAGCUGUGGUGGUAAAAGCCUCAAGUCUGAUGCAGCAGCAAUGGAAGAAGUUAACAGCAACAAAAAUAUUACUGUGACAGUUGUUUUUGGAAGGUCAAGAAGAACUAAGAGACAUGUUUCUGAAGGUAAUCUAAAUCUCAUCAGCAUUCUGCCCACACAACGCAUUGAUUCUAAUUUUGCCAAUGAUCCCAGCAAAGCAAGGCACAAUGCAGAAACUGGAAGUGCUUUGACUGAAACAGUAAAAGCCUUCCAGAAUCCUUCUGCUGAAAAGGAGGUCUCUGGUUAUGACUAUGUCAGGCCUAUCAAGGGUAAUCUGGCAUCACCACAUCCUUGCAGCAAUGUUAUACGGCAGAUUAAGAAACCAUUAACCACUGUUCGAAAACCUGGCAGGCCAGCAAAAGUAAAAAUUUCCGGCAUAUCAGUGACUGUCAGUAGACUUUCACCUCAGGAAAGAAAAGUGAGCAUCAGCAAUAGUUUGCCUCCUUUACAACAGCAGAAUGUGUUAGAGAAAAGCACAUCACAGGAAAGAAAAAAUCAACUGUGCAAUAAUAUGGGUCAAGUAAAGAACAUGCAGAAAGAUUCUAGAGAGGAUGGAUCACACAGUGUUACUACAGCAGUGUCAAGAAAACGUGAAAUUCCAUCGAGACACUCUGCUAGAGACAGAAAACCUUCACUGCAUUUUUUGCAUUCACUAGCAUCUUCUAGUCCAUUCACUUGUAGAAGUGCCUUACUACAUAAAUCUUACAAGCUUCAUUUGAAAAAAGCUAAAGAGCGAAAGGAAAAACUUACACAAUCAAGUCAGUGCACAGCAUCCAGGGAUACCUCAGAACAGAGAAAUCCAGGAAAUGCUAAAAAGGAUCUUAAGGAUGGUGGAUUCGGGCCCAUUAAUGAGGUAUCAUCAGAUCCCAUUUUUUCGUCAAAUCCCUCUCUCAGGUGGUGGCCUACUUCCACUUCAAGCGACACCUUGUUGGAAGAACUAAACAAUAGAUUUGAACAGAUGACUAAUACUUGGUUGAGAGUGGGGGGAAGUGAGUUUGACAAAUGUGUAUGUGAAAAAAGAGAUCCCAUUGAACGAGACUGUAAUACUGAAAUGUCGGACCCUUUAGACUCCUGCCUUGUAGGACUUGAAACAUCACCUAUAAAAAUGCUUUUCCAGAAAAAGUGUAAUAUGAAUGAACUCUGCACCUGGUUUAUGCAAACUACAGAAACGCAGUCUCUCUCUCUUGUGAGAAAGGCAAAUGCUCGCAAUCCCUUAGAAGUAGUUAGUACUAAAGAGAUAAAGAUGGAAACUAAACAAUCUGAUCCUAGCACUUGCCCUUUCAGAAAGCACUUUAAAAAGUUUGCACUAUCCUCCCCUUCAAAACCAGCAGGGAAAUUGCAAAUAUUACAUAAUAUGGUGAGGUCUCCAGUCUUAAGCAUGAAAAGUAAUUUCACUUUAGCCAGAUUAAAAAGAAAUGAAUUUAAGAAGUUGCAGCGUGAUAGGUGGGAACAAACAAAAAAGCUCUAUAAUCAGGCUCCUGGAGGCUGGAAAUCAAAAAAGAAAAAUCUGCAGUUGUUUUGCCAAAGCCAAUUGUUUAAGAGUACGAGUGGGGGAGCCAAUGAUGAAACACCCAAGCUGCAGGAGAAAAAUGCAGUAGAAAUCCAGCCCACUCAGACUUUGGUAGAGUCUCAGAAUAGCCUCUUGCCAACUGAAAAUGAAACCAGAGAUGCAUUUGUUGAACAGAUGAUGGGAUUGUCUGACUUUAACCCACAUCCUGGUUUAGCAAAUAUACUUAAGUCACAUUCAGAGGCAAAUGGAACAAUUCAUUGCCAGCAAAAUGUUAGAAAAGAACAAAAUCAAGAUAAACUGUUUCAAAAUACUUGGAAAGCCAAAACCUUUAAAGACUGUAGGAUAUUUCUGAGAAAAAUCAACCAUAUUGAGCAGCACAAUUCACUUAAAUUAAAUAAUGUCAUUUAUUCUCCUGAAGCUGUCGACAGUAAAAGCACUCAGGCCUAUAUGGAAGAAAAAAGACAUCCUCUUUUAAGGUCCCAUUCUACUAAACAAAAUACAUUAAAGAAACAAGAAAAUGAAGUGGAAACAUCUAAAGGAUCUAAUUCUUCUAAAGUGAUUGAAAAGCUGGAUGGCCAGUUUCACAGCAGAAAAUUAAGUAGUGGUGUAAACCAGGACGAUAAUCCUGCUGGUAGUUCUGAAGGUCUUACUAGAAUAAACAAAAGGAAAAGUCCACAAUGGGAGACCACUGACACAAAUUUAAGAAAAAGGCAUAAGAGACAGUCAUGCAGUAGUGGACAAAUGGCACCUUAUUACCCAAAGUACCAAGUAGGUAAGUUCUUGUUCCCCACUUCAUCUUAAAAUUGAAAUCCUAAAGAAUUGGAGAAGUCAAACAACUAAGCACUUUUUUGUUUAUUGCAUGUUACUCAUUUUAAUUUCAGACAAGUCAUGAAAUCAAACAUUGCAUAACAUCAGAAUAAUUCAGAAAGUGCAAUUUUAAAAUGUUUAUAAUGUUUUGCACCACUCUUUCAGCUCUGAUAAGCUAACCAAUAUAGUUUAGAAAGACAAGAAGUCAAGUUCUGGCAUUGUGAAGUCAGUCACAACUGGCUGUUGACUUCAAAGGACUUUCAUUCCAUUGUGUAGUUUCUCAUAGUGUGAGGAGGAAUAAGCUAUAAAAUAAAGCAUAAAUUCAGUGCAUUAGCAUAUAGCUGGUUUUAAAAAACUCAUUGGAUGAUUGCUGUUACAAAUCUGUAAUAGUUUUGUAAUUUUACAGUAAAAUAUAGUAUUUUGUACUUCUGAAAAUUAUUCAGUCGGAGACUCAGUUUAGUAUCCUUUCCAUGCCAAAUGAAAUCUGCUGACUAAGGGGUUUGCACAUUGAAUCCUUACACAGCAAUUUAAAAUGCAAAAUUAUUUUUCACAAGAACAAUAUACAGUUACUCUGCUAAAUACUUUGGCUUGGAAUCUUUUUAGGCUAGUGUGAAAUUAAAUAUUUUUUUUAAGAUAGAUAUUUAUACAUACAUUGUAAUAAAACUGUGAUCUCAAAAAGGCCAUUAUAUUACGUAGAAAGAGGACAUAUUUCUUAAUUAUUUCAUAAUUAUUUCUUCUGAUGGGUGAAGAGAUAUCCUUAAACAGAAGUCUUAACUCAUUUCAACAAAAUUACUAAGGUGUGAAAUCCUCGCCAAGUAAAAUGCAACUCCUGCAAUGUGAUUUAAGUUACUGUCUUUGUAGAAACAAUAUUGUAUUAGCUAAUCUGAUAUAUUGGCCAAAUAUAAAAACCUUAUUCAAAAUAUCAGGUCAAAAUUUUAGGUUCUCCUUUGUAGUCUAUCUUUUAGAAAAGGAUCUCUGAUAAUAAAUGGAAAGGUUAAUUUAAGUUGUAAUAUAAACAAUAUAAUGGCUCUUGUAUGCUUCAUUUCUUUUGUACUUCAUGUGAUAUAUAGAAUUCUUCUUAUUAAGCUCAUUCAGUAUAACCCUGCUUUUUCCAAAGUACAGCAUUUUCUAAUCUAUGGACUACUCUUUUGUAUUUUGAUUCAUUGAUCUAGGGCCAAGCUCAACAUAAAUAACUUGUUUUUAAGAAGUUCAAACUUUGACACAAAAUUGCUGUAAAAAAAACAAACUAGGAAAGGAGAGGAUAGAAUAUACCCAUUUCUAUAUUACAAACAAAGAAAGAGCUCUCUCAUACUUGUAACUCGUUGAGAAAAUGUUACAUUCCAAUUCUAUUUAUCUGUAAAUGUUUUGUUUCUAUGUAAUGCAAGACCUAUUACUGUGAUAUGGUCUCAUGUUAGUUUUAAUUGGGACUCAAUUUUAUCUACCUGAUAACUUUCAUCCUUUAGUUUUGGAUUUUCAGGAAAUCUGAUAACUAUUUUGAUAUUUUACAUUACUUCAUUUGCAGUUUUUGUUAUUUUCCCUUUUACUCAUGGUUUCUCAUAUCAGUCAUUGUCUUCAGAAAAGCUACGAUAGGAAAUUAUUUGAUAAAGGAAAUGUUAAAAGACAAAGAAUGAUGAUUCUGGAAUUGUCUCCACACUUGUAACCCCACAUCUUUCUUAGGGGUACUAUUGCACUAUCAGAGGAUUGUCUGAUAUUGGAAGGAUGUCUUGUUUUGCUGUGUUGAUUCAACAUUGUGUACUUUCUGCACCAGCCAAGGAAAUCAUACAAAUAUUUUUAGUCUAAUAUAGCUACUCCCUAAAAAGAAGCAACAUGAUUUCUAGCUGUGCAUGCAUGUGACUCCAAACCUAAUUCCUGCAUCUGGGAGUUAAAUGCACAUGAAAACAUCAUCUUUCGUUCAUAUGUUCUUUGGAUUGUAUUUUUGUUUAUGUGGUAUCAUAAAUUAUAUCAUUGUUCUGUUGUCAUGCUUGAAAUGUUGCUAUAGACACAUUUAUGGUCAGUAUUUGAAGUUUUUCUUAAACUUGGGGUCUUACCAAAUGUUCUUCAAGAGAGAGAUGUGAUGCUGUCUUAUUGUGAAACAAUGUGGCAGGUGGGCAGAAUGUUGUUACCAAAUUUUUUAUGUACUCUUGGUUUUUUCAUUAGCAUGUGCAAGCAGGAAUAAACAAUUGAAUUCUUACAGCUCGAGGUAGUGUCCAUCAACCAGAACUAGCCAUGCACUCAUUGCAGCAGCAGAAAAGAGUUAAUUGUGUUUUCUCAUUGCCUGUUGUAUUCAAGAUAAGGUGGCUGGUAGAUACAUGGGUCCAUUUGAUGUUUGUUUACACUUCUGAACUGUUGCUUCCACAAAGCAUUUGAUGUGUUGAGGGGCAGUUCCCUUUUACUCUAAAUCCAUCUUCUGGCAAUUGUCAUUUCUUUAGUAACACUGAAAUGCUAUUAUUCUCCAUUGUGCAAAGAAAAUUACAUAAGCAUGUUUUUAGGAAAGCAUUUGUUUUCUUUUCACAAGAAUAAUUCACUUGUAACACUGAAGGUCACAUUAACAUGCUUUGGACUUGGGCAAAAGGUUUCAAGGAAGCCAAGCUAAAAUACAAAAAACUAGUAAUCCAACAAUAAAACUGGAAUAUGUUAUAUACUCCAUUUUACAAUCUUACAAUGUACUGAGUAUUUUAAAAAUCUGCUUCAGAGGGUGUGAACUUCAUACAGAUAGGAAAGAGACUGUGAACCUUCUACAGUAGCAGGCAGGGCUGACAUCACAGACCUAUGCUCUUGCCCUUCAUAUCAGGGUAGGAAUUUGUAUUCAAAAGCUUUUAAAAAUUGAUUUCUAUCACUUAAAGUUAGGAUAUUUUCAUCUAACACGAACUUUUUAAUUUUCACCCUUAUAUUUUCAUUUUUCUUCAAGUGGUCUGGAGUUUUAGAACAGAUCUAUUGGUUUUGUCAGCAGAGAAUAUGACUUUUCAAUUUUAAUUUUUUAUUAUGUUUGAAUAUGGUUUUUAUAUUCUACCUUAAUGAAAUCAAGUUUGUGCAGUACUUGAAAAGAGAAUUUGCUAAUUUUUGUGGUCAUUUCAAAGUUGGCUGCAAGAGUGAAGAAUCAUAACUAUGAAAACUUUGGUGUUGUGAGUCUAAUUGGUCUCUUCAUUUGUGCACAUAAAAUAACAUCUGUAUUAAUAUUACAGACAAACAUUUUCUUAACUUCCAUUACUAUAAGUUUAAGUUACUUAGUUACUUUAAGUAACUUUAAGUAACCAAGUAACUUCAAGUAUACUUUAAGUUACAGUAUAAGUUACUAUAAGCAAAAAAAUUGGGAGAUUUUUGUGAAGCUUUUUUUACACAUCUGUGUUAGAAUGGCUUUAAUAUUCCAGUAUUGUUGCUUAUUUGUCUCAUAGUGCAAUCCAGUGAUAAUAAAGCUACAAAUGGGGAUCACUUCCUUUCUACUGUGAAUGACCUAGUGACAGACAAGAUUGGUUUUAGCAGGUUGUUCAGCUUUCAUGAAUGAACACAUUUUACACUCCUAAUGAGUGACAAAUUUAAAAUAUUGGGUUAGGAAAAGUGCAGAGGAGACAGAGUAACAGUCAUCAAAUCUGUUGUUUUUAAGAAGACUCUUUUCACAAAGGCUUUUCAUCAGAGGGUUACUUGGCUCUAAAAUAAAUUUCACCUGUGAUGCAGAGUAAGCAGAAAGAAAUUUGCAUACCUGUAGUUGCCAGCCAAGAAGUUACCUUUUCACAGGCAGACAUAAACCAAGGAGCAUUAAUAGAAAUACAAGAAGAAUAUGAGAUGAAUGACUGUUCACAGUAAGUGGGCCAUUUUUAAUGCAGAAGUGUAAAAGCAGAAAGGUACACUUGAUAUAUAGAUGUCUGUACAUGUGUAGUAAAUCCUUCCUCAUGUAAUGAACUUAAUGGAGUCUGCCUCAUUCCCCAUGAUGGAACAGCACAGCUCCCAUGCCACAGUCUAAUGCUCCAUUUUGGUUUACACUCUGGGAUUCUACUUGCCAAAUUACAUACUCUUCAUUCCUUUUCUUUUUCUCUCAUCAGGUGAGAUCUAGUGUGGGGUGUGUAGGGUUUGGGUGCUGUUCAGUUUUAUUUAAACUGUGGUUAUUUGCAUAUUGCCUUAGAGUAUGCUGAUACUCAUCUUCUUUUGAGGGUUCUGAGCUAAGGAUUUUUACUCUUGCUUCUUUGAAUAAUGGACUUUUUUAAAGAACUUGGCUCUGAGGUCUUCAAAUUUCUUUACCUGCUAGGAUAUGUAGUUUUCUGUAGCUUAGUACCAUGAUCAUUAAGCCUUUGUGUAGGAUUCAUAUACCCAGUUUUAUACCUAAGCUGGGGUGAUUUUUUCAUCAUUUUAUUCAGUAUUUUUUAACUGUCUGGUUUUAAUUUUACCUCUUCAAAAACUGAGAAACUCUUAGUCAUAUUUUCCUAUUUGUCCUUGGUCCUAAAGAAAUGGCUAGAUUUUUCAGCUUUCUUUGGGGAACUGGUAAUACUAAAUAAAUAUAGACAAUCUUCUGUCUUUCUUUGAAAGCCUUUUACUAGAAGAGAAAAUAGCAGUUUUCCAAGGCCUGCACAGUGCUUUUGAAAAUCUGACAAGUACAUAUCUUUUUUAAAAUCCUCUCUUCUGUUGAGAGUUCAUGGCCUUAAAGCAGAGCUUCUGUUGCUGUUAGAUAGAAAAGGAGGGAAAUCAAUCAACAGAGCCUGUGAAGAGGUAACCUGUAAAUUAAGUAUUCAUGUAGUCUGACCAUGACCAGAGCAGAUUAAUUUUGCUGAGACAAUUCCACAUUUUGGUGUUGAAAAUAGUUCAAGAGAGAUGCUGUAAUUCAUAGAGGCCUGUGUACUGUCCCUUAGUUUGCAUUUCUCUAUUGUUGAUAUGCUAAAGCUAGUGCUGCUUUUCUGUUUUCACCACAUCUUUGGGAAGUGUCUUACACAGAAUCUUCAGUUAAUUACAUUCAAAAAGUGCAGAUUGUGGUUCCAGAGUCGAGGGGGGAAAUGUAAAAUGGUGUGACAUGAGUGGGUUGUUGUUUGCAUGUAUUCUUGGGUAGCUUUUGCUUUCCUAAUUCAUCUUUCCCUUCUCAAAGGAUAGUUUUAGUCAGACCCCUGAUGGUUUUAAAUCUUUUUCAGACUUUUAACCCAAAUAAAAUGCCUCAUUUAUUCACAGUUCAUCCUUUUGCUUGUGGUGUCCUUUAAUUUUGCUAUAAUUGUAUAGUUGUGCCUUAAAGAUAUUGUUCAAACAAUCUUUGAGACUAAUAGAAAUGUUUUUGUUAUUUGGUAACUGGAUAUUAAUUUAGUAGAAAUAGUAAUUUUACCAUAUUUUGAGGACAGCAUUUCCUUAUCAAAAGCCUUUUUUCUCUCCAAUGUUUCCUAUGGUCAACAUGGAAAAGAAAGGCUCUCUAAAAUGUCCUUGAAUCUUGGGUGUCACUGAGAGUGCUGUGUGUUUCUGAAAGCUGUUGACAACCUUCAGGUUCUAAUUAAGACCAAUUUUUUUACAAUGAUCAACAACUAAUUAGAUGGAUAUAUCUGAAAGGAAAUUGCUGAAUAUGAGAAGUGUAAUAUUUCAAGAGCAGGAUUUUGCCAAUAUUGCUGUGCACACCCCACCACAGCAUCUCAGCUUGGUGGGUUUGCCCUUGGUGGCACUCGGGGCAGUGUGCUGCUUCCUGUGCUCAGUGUCAUCUCAAAUGUGAUGGUGGUUCUGGGUGUGUGAUCUGGAUAAAGAAAGUUUAUGGAUUCCUCAUUAGUCAUGUUUACUUCAUAGUUAUUUGAAGAUUUUUAUUAUUAGGUAUUUUGAAAGAAGUAAGAGGAAAACGUCUGGAAAUCAGAAUUAUGGGUUUUACCAAAUACAAUUAUUUAGAAAUGUGUGAUAUAUAGACCUGUACCUGAAUAUAUUUGUAGAGGGAUAUGUGCUACUUGUGAACCUUUCUAAGGUAUGAUUUAAGAGAAAAUCACUUACUUGAAAAACUGCAAGUAGAACCUCGAUUGAGAUGCCAGUUGGGAAGUUAUUUAGAAUAUUUUCCUUUGUUGCUCACAAAGGUUUUAUUUGAUAGAGCUUUAUAAAAAGCCAGAAAAGUAAAUCUUAUUUCACUGCUAUUCAAAUAAAAGAUUAAAAUUAUUGUAACUGAGAAAUAAUUAAUACAUACUCCACAGUCCUAACCAGGUGAGGACUCAAUGUUUUGAUCGGUUGCAGUGUAACUUUAUAAAAUAAUGCUGUUCUUGAGACACAUCUCUCUCCACUGUCUCCUUUCAAUGCACGAGGUAUCAUCUUGACACAGUUUUCAUAUCUCCUUUUAUUUCCUUUUUCCCAUUGUUGGAUUGCAAACUUUCAGCAAACUGACUUUUUUUCUUAUCUAAAUGCUCACUUUAUAUUUCAUUCUUGGUGUGUGAUUUUUCAUGAACUUUUUUUGUUAAUUACUCACUUAGUAAAUUAGAUUAUCUUUGCUUUCCCUGCAGUUUUAUACCUUUUUGUAGAAAGAUGUGCACACUUUUUCAAGGAGAAUGAUGAGCCCAAUUGAGAUGUCAAGUCAUUGCACAUCAGCUCUGCUCCUGUAGUGAAAAUUGCACCUUUGCCAUCGGCUGUCUCUUCAUCUGUGCUCCAUGAAAGCUGCCUUUGUCCCAGCAGUGCCUGUCCUGCACUGAUGCAGACCAGGCUCCUGCUGAGCUGCUGUUCAUUUCACAACUUUGCUGUUGCUCCUCUCUUUUACUCAGACCCUUGUCUGAGCCACAGUUCAGACCAGCCAGGCCAUUGCACUCUGGUUAUUCCACAUUUCUCUGCAUCCUGCCUUCAUACUGUGCUCUCCUUUAGUACCAAACUGAUUCUCAGAUCAUGCAUCAGCUUUCCUUUUAUACCAAGCUGUGUGUUUGUGAGUGCCAAAGCAUAUUCUGCAGAAGAUGAGUGCAGCCCAGUUUUGUUCCUGUUUUGAUUUUUUAGUGCAUAUUUUUCAUUGUGUACUUUGGUCCAUUCUGUCUGGUCCAUACACCUGCCAAGAGAUUUUUAAUACCAUGAGCGAAAUGUCAGUCAGCUUUUGUCACAGAUUUCUUCAAUCCAGGUACGGAAAUUCUUUUUUAAAAAACCAUACCAGAUUUUUAAUCCAUUUUUUCAUAUUGAAGACCAGGUAAUUUAGUUUUUUUCCGACAGUGUAGAGAUAUGUCUUUUCCAAGAUCAAGAUAUUUAAACAGAUUCCAUCUUCCUAUCUCCACGCUUUUGGGCCAACAGCUCUGGAUGCUUUAUAACUCUAGACAAGUUGCAGUUUCUGCUGCCAUAUUCAUGGCAGAUUGCACAUUCUGUUCUUGUGGGACAGAUCCAGCAAUUUUUGUUUCGCUGCAUUUUUUCAUAACUGAAAGGGGACCAUUUUUUUAUGCUGAUUCCUCUCAUGUUCCAGACAUCAGUAAAGACUGUUUAACUUAUUCUUCAAUUUCUUUGGAGUACAGAUAAUGGUAUCUCUUGCUGUGUCAAGAGGAUGUAAACCUUUAGUGAGAAACUUCGUGAUUUAUGGAGGCAACGUGCCCUUUUCUGUGUUCUAUUCUUUGGUUUCAGUCUGUCUAGGUUUUACUAUUUGAUUUGUCUUUUCAACAGCACAAACUCACCUGACUUAUAUCUGCUUUCAGCUGUAUUGAUUCCUUACCACAAAUUAAAUUUAGGCAGGAGUUUCACACUUUCUUUCAGUGGUUGUGCACUCACCUCCUCUCCAUCCUCCACUCACUGCCACUUGCUCCUUUCUGUCACUUCUGGGCAUCCAUGAGAGCAAUCUGCUUCUGUCUUUUAUCAUGGUUUAUCUGUAAGUGGGGCAGGUAUCUUAACUUGAUUGCAGCUCUUUCUUCAGUUAAGUUAGACCUACUUUUCUUACUUCAUGUAUACCAGUAGAAAUGGCCUUAAAAUUAACUUAGGACUUAAAAUACUUUUAAAAGCAUAAGUCUGAAUUUCUGCUUUGUUUAGGAUGUUUUAUAUCAGCUGUCAAGCCAUCAGUGAGUAAUGUGACUACAAUCAGGUUUUUCCAAGCAGGUCUUAUUCUUUGUUUUCAUUUUGUAGCUCAGGGUAGAAUAUUUCUAAAUUAUGAUUCUGCUAGGAAUUAGAAUAAUGAGGAUUUCACAUUUCAUAUUAAAAUGCAUGCAUACAUGAAAAUCAGGAUGUUCAGGGCUGUCAGUCUUUUCAGAGGGAUCUUGUCACAGGUUCCUGUUACCUAAGGUGUGAAUUUCACAAAUACUCAGAGCUUAUACUUGAUAUUUUACUGACCCAGGCCUGCCCUCAAAGCUGUCUUAUUUUAAACUAUUGAAAUCUUGGUCCAAACGAUGGAUUAUUUCCCUGUACAUGAAAUGGAAACCUAGCUGAAAAAAUCUUGUCUAGAAGCUGUAAGAAUGGCUUAAAAUAUUUUUCUUUAAAAAUAAAUUCUUUUUCUCACUUGAAUUGUGCUCUCUUGCCUAUGUGAAAAGUCUUUCAUUUUGAAUGCAGGGUAAAUUUUAGGGGGAAAAAAAACUACUUAAAGUUAGGCUUCAAUGUUUUUAUUGGGGCACUUAGCAUAAUUUUCAAAACAUUCAAAAAUAAUAAUUUAUUUUUACAAUUUAAGAAAUUUAUUUACCAUGCAAAUAAAUAUUUAAGAGCUAUACUUAAGGUAUCAAUUCUUAAAAUUUGGUUGUUGUUGUUACCUGUCUUUCUAAUUUAACGUUCUUGUGAUGUGUGUUUGAAUAAAUUCUCUUGUGUAUCAUA
Haemorhous mexicanus (house finch) is the source of this 14414-nucleotide messenger RNA. RefSeq names its product ligand dependent nuclear receptor corepressor like (gene LCORL). NCBI's taxonomy places the organism in Eukaryota, Metazoa, Chordata, Aves, Passeriformes, Fringillidae. Gene Ontology annotation, cellular component: nucleus. Bases 48 to 5723 code for a protein of 1891 amino acids. Gene Ontology annotation, biological process: regulation of transcription by RNA polymerase II. Gene Ontology annotation, molecular function: DNA binding. The transcript is spliced from 7 exons. The record is from RefSeq and is a predicted model, not a curated record.